GGCAAGCCGGGCCUCUGCCUUACCACUUCUGUCCCUUCCGCGCUGGCCUCAAGAUGGCCGCCUCGUGGCGUCUCUGGUGCUGUUGAAUGGAGAAAUCUUUAUUGUUCCCUUCGGGCAGGAGUGUUCGUGUUCUCUAUGGCGCUGUCAAUAAAGAACGGCAGUUUGAAUCGGUGCUGAACAGGGAGGCAGUGGAGUCUUCAGCACCUCAGAGCCAGAUUGCCUGAGUUUGGACCCUAACUCUGCCACACACAGGCUGUGUAACCCUGGGAUCCAGCGCUGGUCCUCGGAGUGGGUUCUGGACCUGGAGAGGAACAGCAGCCCCAGGGCAGAGCUGGCGCCAUGGAGCUCCCCAACUACAGCCGGCAGCUGCUGCAGCAGCUCUACACGCUGUGCAAGGAGCAGCAGUUCUGCGACUGCACCAUUUCCAUCGGCACCAUUUACUUCAGGGCCCACAAACUCGUCCUGGCCGCCGCCAGCCUCCUGUUCAAGACCCUGCUGGACAACACCGACACCAUCUCCAUCGACGCGUCCGUGGUAAGCCCCGAGGAGUUCGCCCUGCUGUUGGAGAUGGUGUACACCGGCAGGCUGCCCGUGGGCAAGCACAACUUCUCCAAGAUCAUCUCCUUGGCCGACAGCCUGCAGAUGUUUGACGUGGCCGUCAGUUGUAAGACCCUCCUGACCAGCCUCGUGAACUGCUCCGUGCAGGGCCAGGUGGUGAGGGACGUCUCCGCGCCACCCUCCGAGUCACUCAGGGAGGGGUUGGAGAAGCCGGAGGUGGAAAUCCUUUCCUCGCAGGGGGCGGGGGAGCUUCACUCUCCCCCAGAGGGCUCUGCGCCUGUGAAGGCCGGGACCCAGGAAGCCGUCCACCUGGAGGCACCAGAGAUGAGCGUGGAUCCUCCCCCUGCCCAGGAGGUGCAGGGCGGUGCAGACGCCCCAGGGGAGCCUCCUCACACCGCUGCGGUUUGUUCUCCCUCCCCGCUCGCACGAGCCUCUGGGGAGGCGAAGGCGGCCGGCGCAGAGCCAGAGGAAGAGAGGAAAUACCAGCUGAAUUUUCUUCUAGAAAAUGAAAGCGUCUUCUCAGAGGCACUCUCGGGUACCCAGGAUGUUUUAACAAAACUAGAGGAGUGUUCAGAAAUUCAAGGCGUACAGAAGGAGACCAUCAUGGGAUGUCUGACGGGCAAAGAAGGACAUUCAGCGUUCCGGAGAAUCCUGGACAAAGUAAGAGAUGAGAGCCUGGAUGUUCGGGCCGUCGUGUCCCUUUUGCAGCUGUGCCAAGACUCUAACCCUGCGGUCAAGGCAGCGCUGUUGGGCAGAAAGCCGGAAGAUGUGGCAGUGGUGCAGCCAAAAGCUCUUCCUGCCCCGGGGAGCGCGGAGGAGGGAAGGACCUUGUCCGCCCUGCUGCUGGAGCACAAGGCGGACCUGAUCCGGUGCGUGACGCAGCUGAGGCCCAUCCUGGAGUUCCUGGAAACGGCCAAGGAGGGGUUCCUGCCCGGCACCGAGAAGAGGGUGAUUCUGAAUUGCUGCGAGGGCGGAACACCCAAGGAGACAAUAGAAAAUUUGUUGAACAGAAUGUCUAAGGAGAGGACCCUGACUGCUGAGAGUUUGGUAAAACUCCUCCAGGCUGUGAAGAUGAUGUUCCCGAACUUGGCCCUUCUGCUGGAGAAUUUGCAGAAAGUAGCUGCUUUGCCGAGCACCGCAGUCCAGGCGAGCCCCGACGACUACGGGGCUGAGCUGCUGAGGCGGUACCACGAAAACCUCUCUGAGAUUUUCACAGACAACCAGGCGUUACUAAAAACGAUCCCACUCGUGAAGAGUUUAGCCCCCGGAGAAAGAGAGGUCAUGGAGACGCUUGUGAAACGUGACUCCGGUUCGGGUGGUUUCACCUCUCUGAUGUCAGCGGUUCUAGAAAAGCAGACCCUCUCCGCAACAGCCGUCUGGCAGCUGCUGCUGCUGGUGCAGGAGACAAAGACCUGCCCACCGAACCGGCUCAUGGAGGAAAUACGAAGGGAGCCUGGUGCCGAGGCUUUCUUCCGGGCAGUGGCCACCCCGGAGAGCACUGCCUUCGAAACCCUCCUGAGGCAUCACAGACUGAUCCUGGAGGCCAUCCGGCACAGGCAGGAAGACCAGGGCCUCACCUCUGAGGAAGAGCGCCUGGCGGAGGCUGUGAAGGAGGUUCUGAGCAUUUCCUCUGAGACAGCCGGCCCUGAAGCGUCCCCAAGAGCAGCGCUGGGCAGAGCCAUGGAGAAGUCCGCCUCAGCCGCAGAAAUAUGUCAGCUCCUCUGCAGCAUCCACAGGUCUUUCCCGGGCCUGCAGCCCGUCAUGCAGGAGCUGGCACGCACUGGUUUCCUUACUCGGGAGGAUGGAGAGGAGGAAAGGUGGAAGGUGAGUGGUAAGUUUCACCUGGAAGCCAGCGACAAAGCAGGUGAGCAGGCAGCCGAGCCAGGCAAAGAAGACUGCCCGUCUGGGAAACAGAGCGACCAAGGAGAGACUGGCUCCUUGGCGGAACAGCAGGAGAAAGACACUUCUUCCUCCCCAGACUCGGCCAAGAAGAGCUUCGUCUGCAAGGCCUGUGACAAAAGCUUCCACUUCUACUGCCGCCUGAAGGUGCACGUGAAGCGCUGCCGGGCGGCCAAGAGCAAACAGGUGCAGUGCAAGGAGUGCAGCGAGACCAAGGACUCCAAGCGAGAGCUGGAGAAGCACCAGCUGGAGGCUCACGGUGCGGGCGCAGAGCCCGAUGUCCCCAAGAAGAAGAAGAAGAGGCUUCCGGUGACGUGCGACCUCUGCGGGAGAGAGUUUGCUCAUGCCUCAGGCAUGCAGUACCACAAGCUGACCGAGCACUUCGACGAGAAGCCCUUCUCCUGUGAAGAGUGUGGGGCGAAGUUUGCAGCCAACUCCACGCUAAAGAACCACCUGCGCCUUCACACGGGGGACCGCCCGUUCAUGUGCAAGCACUGCCUCAUGACCUUCACCCAGGCCUCGGCCCUGGCCUACCACACCAAGAAGAAGCACUCGGAAGGAAAAAUGUACGCGUGUCAGUACUGUGACGCUGUGUUUGCCCAGUCCAUCGAACUGUCCCGCCACGUGCGGACCCACACCGGGGACAAGCCGUACGUCUGCAGGGACUGCGGCAAGGGCUUCCGACAAGCCAACGGCCUCUCCAUCCACCUGCACACCUUUCACAACAUAGAAGACCCCUACGACUGCAAGAAGUGCAGGAUGAGCUUCCCCACGCUGCAGGACCACCGCAAGCACAUCCAUGAGGUGCACUCCAAGGAGUACCACCCCUGCCCCACGUGCGGGAAGAUCUUCAGCGCCCCCUCCAUGCUGGAGCGCCACGUGGUGACCCACGUCGGAGGGAAGCCCUUCAGCUGCGGGAUCUGCAACAAGGCAUACCAGCAAUUGUCCGGUUUGUGGUACCACAAUCGGACCCACCACCCUGAUGUGUUUGCCGCUCAGAACCAUCGAUCUUCCAAGUUCUCGUCACUCCAGUGCAGCUCGUGUGACAAAACCUUCCCCAACACCAUUGAACACAAGAAGCACAUCAAAACGGAACACGCAGACAUGAAGUUCCAUGAGUGCGACCAGUGCAAGGAGCUCUUCCCCACGCCAGCUUUGCUGCAAGUUCACAUCAAGUGCCAGCAUUCAGGGUCGCAGCCAUUCAGGUGCUUGUACUGUGCAGCCACUUUCCGCUUCCCCGGGGCCCUGCAGCACCAUGUCACCACGGAGCACUUCAAGCAGUCGGAGAGCACCUUCCCCUGCGAGCUCUGUGGGGAGCUCUUCACCUCCCAGGCCCAGCUGGAGGGCCACUUGGAGUCCGAACACCCGAAGGUGAUGGGGCCCGAAACCCAAGCAGCAACCUCGCAGGUGGUGCAGGUGAUCCAAACCCCAGAGCCACCGGUGGCUGCAGCCGAGCAGGUGAUCACUUUGGAGGAGACCCAGCUUGCUGGCUCACAGGUGUUCGUGGCGCUGCCAGAUUCGCAGACCUCUCAGGCCAGCUCGGAGCUCGUGGCGGUGACCGUGGAGGAUCUGCUGGACGGCACUGUGACCCUGAUCUGCGGGGAGGCCAAGUGAGUGGCUGCUGAUCCAGUGACAUUCCCGCCUUCGCAGCAGAGAGAAGGCUCCACAGCCUGCCCGUUGCCCUCUGCCCCUGGCUGCCCCGAAUGGCGAGCAUCUUAGCCUGCCACCAACCAGACUAGUCUCACUUGGAAAACAGAUGGAAGACGUGUGCGUGUCCUCAUAGAACCCCCAAUGUCUGAGACGUCGGCGCGGACACGGCCGCCGUCCGCAGCAGGCAGGCCAACCUCCCCACAGGCCUCCGUGACACUUCAUCCCCAGGUGGAGGACAGCUUCUGAAACAGAGUCUGGGAGAGCUGUGGGUCACCCAAGAGGUGCGGUGUGCCGGCAGCCCUCUGUGCAGAACCGGAGAUGUGGGCCCGGGGCCGUGGCCCACACAGUGGGGCUGCAUGUCAGUGCCUCCGGCCACUUCUAGUCUGGGGUAAAGCACCCCCAGACCAUCUGGGGACCAUCCCCCGCGCAGCCUGGAGCACACACGGCCCUUUCCUCACUUCCCCCACCCUCCCAGCCACUUGGGCUGCCCAGCCUCGUCGUGGUGGUAAUGGGACAGGUAGCAGCAUGUCACCGCCGGAUGCCUGUUUACCUGGGGAGUCCCACCUGGUCAGCACAGUCAGCCCUUCCAGAAACGAGGCCUUUGGAGCGUCCUGCUGGGCAGGUCCGCUCUGAGGCCGUCCGGGAUGUUCUGAACGGUGUUCUGCACCUGAAGGCCGGCUCCUGUGGCCUUUCCACAUUGUCCUCAUCUGCUUCCCCCCAACCCCUGCAACCCCUGCCCGACCUGGAGGCCUGCCCCUCCUGCUGGCACAUGUUAUGGGGCUGAGGAGCCAGUGCCAGGUGGAGCGGUGCCCCCUGACCGCCCGGCUCUGCCUCCUGCCACUGCCUCCCGUGCUGUGCGAGGGGCCCGCUGUCCGCGCUCUCCCAGGCCGCCACUGCCGCCGCAGGUCAGUGACCCUUGGGAGUCUGAAUUUCACAAAGCCCUUCUAUCUUCCGUUCCUAACACAUAAUCUGAUAAUUAAUGGUUUGUGGAAUCCAUUAUGAAGUGCAAUUAGAUGGAUGUAGGUUCCCGCUGUUCAGAGGGAACGACUAGCAUUUAUCUUCCUCUCCUCCACACCAGAAGGUGGGGGUCUGCUCGUGCAGCGUGCAUGCGCAGGCAGGGCGCCUGGCCGCAGCGUGGGGCCUGCCGCCUGCGGAGGGUGGUGCCCACUUUGACACUGGCCUCUCGCUGCAGCUGGCCGAAGUCUAGCCCAGCCCUCCUUCCCAAGCACAUUUCACGUCACCCGGGACAAGCAGGGGUAAAAGGUCGACUUUGGGUCACGGCGGGGACUGUUCCUGGCACCGCCGGAAAGGCAGAAGGCAGAUCCUUGCCACCGCCCGUGUGUUCUUGGCUGCCCAGCGGGCUGUGUGCAGGCAGCGGGCCAGCCUGGGCCGCUCGCCCUCGAGGCUCCUGCCUCCGGAGUGCCCUCGUUUUGAUGCGUGAAUCGCUUGAGCGUGUCAGCCCAGGGAUCUUUAUUUUUGAAGUAAAUGAAGUUUUCAAAGGCAAGCCAGCCUCAAAAGCCAAAUACUGACCAGAAGAUGGUGCUCAAACCUUUAAGACUUCACCUCCGCGGGAAGCCCUCACUGCUCCUGCCAAGUCCUCUCUCGCUCCUUGAGGUUCAGUCCCGGGAGCUCUCAGACCAGGAGAGCUCUUGAUGUGCAGGUGGCGCCUGGCACCGACUCUCCCCUCGACCGACCGCAGACAAAGCCCACCGCGGGGGAGCAGGCCGGCCUGUGCCUCCGCGGGUGAGAAGGCAGCUCGCUCCGCAGAGGCUGGGGACUGCAGCGCCAUCACAACGUCUUCCAGCCGCAGCACAGAUACAUAAAAAAGUAAUUGCUGAGGGCUGUAAGAGAAAGUGACGUUUCUUUUUAAAAAGUCUUUGGAAUAAAGGAAGCUAUGUGAUAUAAGCCAGGGUCCAGAUCCUCAGACACACUGAGAAACGCUUUCCCAGUGUGUGACGGGUCCAGCCUGUGACAGGACACGCGCUUUCUUCCGAAUCCCCGGAGCAGCGGGUCACCGCCCUGGGCGCGGGCGCAGAAGCCGGGCUGCUGCUGGUGGACUCCCCCCGCCACGGCACAGGCGGCAGGAGGCACAAACCCCGCGCUCCGUCGGGUCGGAGAGAGAGGAAAGGCCAUCCCGAAUUUAGUCUUUGCUCAGAGUAGACCUUUGCCAGACUCUGCAUUGGCAGUGAUUUUCCAGUGCCACUCCCUGGAGACACCCAAGUGUGGAUCUCACUGUAGAAAGACUUUUUCUAGCUCUACUUAGCCAUCUUACUCGUUUCCCCCACUUCUGCCCGGGAGACCUUCCGAACCGCUGCCACAGAGGGCGAUGUUACCGUGCGCUCAGCCCAUACCACCUACUUACUUUGUAGCAGUGGCGUUCGCCUUGCCUCGUCGCCGUGGGUGCCGUCCUGCGGGCUCCCCGCUGAACUGGGGGCCUCUGAGGAGGUGUGGGGGAGCGUGUGGGGGAGUGUGUGGCCCCCGGCGCUCAUGGAACAGCUGGUGAGGAGGGAAAGGCAGGCAGAUUCCCAGCCGGGGUCUAGUUCGGUGGGGAUGGUGGGGACACUCACGGAGUGGGGCUUACCUAGGCCAGCGGGACAGCACACAGGUGACCCAAGAGCAAGUCUGUGAGCAGAACCUGGGGCCACAGGGGCAGCAAAGAGGCAGUGACAGAGGUGCUGACUUGCUAAUCUCAGAAAGCCCACCUUCUCUGUCUUGGAAGCUUUGUGUUUGGAGAAGCUGAGGCCAGGGCCUACCCUGUGUGAAGCCUGGGUUCCCGGUGAUCCCAGUCCCCUCUGAGCAAGUGUCCUGAUGCCCCCUCCUACUGGCCACGGAGCACACCUCAGCCUCCUCCUGGGGACGAGCUCCGACAGGCCUGCCCAGCAGGGUGAGUGGGGCACAAGGGCCUUGCUCUCUGCCCCUGGGCCAAUCAGGAACGCUCCCGGGACAGAGGAGAAGAGAUGGGCCUGGAGAGCUGCUCUCUCGCGCCGGGUAACGGCCUGGUCGGCGCGGGCCGGUGGAGUGUUAACACGAUGGGAGGGACGUGCCUUGGAAUCGAGUGUGUGCCUGAGGCCGGUGCACUGACCGGGGGCGGGAGGAACUGCUCUGCCGACACUGCAGCGUCUCUGCUCAGCCGGGGCUGGGAAAGCGGGUGGCGAUGGAGGAGGUGCUGGCACGUUGUCACCGGUCCUCCCGAAGAAAAUGCAGCAGCCUGGCCCUGUUCUCCCGGCCCGGUGCGUCCCAGGGACCCCUGGGAGAUGGGGAGGAAGCAGAAGGAAAAGGAGUGAGAAGGCGAGCUGAUCGCCGUCACGUCGCCGUGGAAAACUGGGGCUGGCGGGACUCCGGCCGAGAGCGCGGCGGCGCAGCCGGAACUCAGACGCUCGCCGCACCUGCGCGCCGGCCUGUGCGGGAGAGCAGCUGCUGUGCUUGGGGAUUACGCUCUCGAGAAAAAGUGUCCCUGGGCUCGUUUAAUUUAGACCGCUUCCAAGUCAUCACAGCAGUGUCAUCACAGCAUCAUCUCCCUUCCCAGGGCCAGCCCCGCCCGCUGCCACCCGCGGUCAGGACAACUGCCCUGCACAGGGCGCUGGGUACAUUGGGUUACACGCCCUUCGUUGUGCUCACCUUGCACUGUUCCGUGUAAAUAAAAUGUGUACUUUGAA
Phyllostomus discolor (pale spear-nosed bat) is the source of this 7763-nucleotide messenger RNA. RefSeq names its product zinc finger and BTB domain containing 40 (gene ZBTB40). The coding region runs from base 340 to 4071 and encodes 1243 amino acids. Lineage: Eukaryota; Metazoa; Chordata; Mammalia; Chiroptera; Phyllostomidae. The transcript is spliced from 19 exons. Gene Ontology annotation, biological process: regulation of transcription by RNA polymerase II. Gene Ontology annotation, cellular component: nucleus. The record is from RefSeq and is a predicted model, not a curated record. Gene Ontology annotation, molecular function: DNA-binding transcription factor activity, RNA polymerase II-specific; RNA polymerase II cis-regulatory region sequence-specific DNA binding; protein binding.